This is a messenger RNA of Gryllus bimaculatus (two-spotted cricket), 249 nucleotides long. Lineage: Eukaryota; Metazoa; Arthropoda; Insecta; Orthoptera; Gryllidae. The record is from the annotation of a GenBank genome assembly.
AUGAUACGAACAAAACGCAAGUUGAAAGGAACGAGGGACGAGCACUUUCAACCGAGAACCGAUCGGCUCCGCGUUUGGUGUUUGGAGGAAGGUUCAACCCCGAGGCACCACCAGGCCAGCCAGCGCCCCUGCCCGGGAAUGUGGGUUGCCAGCGUCGGACACUCGCGACGCGGUUGGCUCCAGGGAAUUCGGCGGCGCGAACUGGAUAACAUAGCUGGAACGCACUCGGCUGAGACCGGAGAUUCAUGA